This is a messenger RNA of Octopus sinensis (East Asian common octopus), 926 nucleotides long. RefSeq names its product transcription factor 7-like 2. The coding region runs from base 133 to 369 and encodes 78 amino acids. The transcript is spliced from 2 exons. Lineage: Eukaryota; Metazoa; Mollusca; Cephalopoda; Octopoda; Octopodidae. The record is from RefSeq and is a predicted model, not a curated record.
UCGGGAGUCUUUUGAUAUUAAUCUUUAAAAAAAAAAGGGGGAAAAAAAAAUAACAAACAGACAAAAGAAAAAACAAACAGGAAAGAAGACAAACAAAACAAAAAUUACGUAUCUUUUAAACUUUCUUUGACCAUGCCGCACGUUAGUUCGGGCGGCUCCGAGGACUUUUUCUCUAAAGACGAGGUCAAAGUUUAUAAAGAUGAAGGCGAAGAAGAGAAGCGAUCCUCGGAAAAUCUUUCCGAAGAUAAGUUGGGUUUAGUAACUGAGAGUGAAGAGGGGAAAAACUCCAGUUUACCAGGACAAAGUUACCCUGGAGGCGAGAAGUCUAAUACAUCAGGGCGCCCAGAAGACGGUAUGUUGUCAUAUUGAUGUCUGUGCGUGUGUGUUUAUAUAUAUAUAUAUAUGUAUAUGUAUGUAUGUAUGCACGCACUUGUAUUUAUCGUGUUGCAAAUCCAUUUAUUUAAUUAAAAAAAAAAAAGAGAGAGAAAUCUAAAACAAAAAUACCCUGUAAGCAUCGCAUUUCAUAUCGGAUGUAGCUUUAAUUUUAUUUACAAAAUUGGAAAUAGUAUGUUUUGUUAUGAUUGGCAGUUUUGGAAGAUCUUAUAUACUAUGAUGCAUACCCUAUAUGAAAUAUAUAUAUAAUGUGAUUCCUCUUUGGCCUACUCCUUCGAGCUGGAAUCACUCGAUUAUUGUUUAGUGGUCGGCCGCUUUUUAAUUUGUCGUGUUUAAUCAAUGAUCGAUAUGUUGUAACAUAACACAAACAUACGCACUCACACAUUUUAUACACUUGUAGGAUAUGCUUAUCUUACUAUCCAUCCUAUGGAUGAGUUAAGCCGUUCAUUUCUAGAGGAAUUCGCAUAGAAGAACAGAAUAUUUUUAUUUAUUUUUAUAUUGUAAGCGUGGCAGCCAGCGAUCCCCACUUUUUU